CGCCGAGCGCCCCGAUCGCGCCCGACCGCAGCCCCGCGCCAUGUGAUGUUUUGAUCUGAGAGCAUUCGUCUGCGAUAUCGUAGAGACUCCUCCGAAUAUGAACGAGUAACGCUGCUAGAUUGAUCGAAGCUGGUCUUCUAUCGGUUCGGACUGCCGCGUGUCGAGUUUCUGUGGCCGUUGACACUGCAGGCUCCGGGUCCCGCAGUGCGCGAGUGUGUGAGCGAACGUAAAGACAUCAGCUGAGGCGCGUAAACAUUGGAUUGACUUUACCGAUUAAACUCUGAUAUGGCUCCAGCCUAGAUCUCCAACGAAAAUGUUCGGGAGCUGUCCAAAGGGCUCCAUCAUGCGGCGUCUCGUAUUGUUGUUAUUGGCAGGAGCCGCCCUGGGCGUCGAGGUUCACUUCGAGAACAAGGACAGCGGGUUCUUCAUCAAGCACACGGCGCGAUGGAACGGCGCGGGCCCCCCGCCGGAGCCGAUGGGCACAGCCCUCCCGGGCGCGCUGCUGUCCCUAGAUCGGUUCACCGUCCUGCAGGGCUCGGCGCCGGCGUCCGUCCGCGCCACCUACGGUCCAUUCUCGACGAAGCAGACGGUCCCCGCCCGCUACGCCGUCCCCGAUCCCCUAGAGCCCCCGAAACGUAACGCCUCCCUCAUCGAGCUGCAAGAUGCGACGGCUCACCGACUUGAUGUGUCGGCGCAUCUCGUGUUCAGGGAGCUUCCCAGAGAUGCUCCAGUUCUGAGGGUUCUGUUUCACACGGGAGGUGAGGGAGCGCGGAGAGCGGCCGCUCGACCUCGGCGGGUGUGCAUUACCCUCCACGCGAGCCUCGGUACCAAAACCCUGACGACGACCUGCGGGCCCGAGGGCGAGGAGGGGGCCUGCCUGGCCGAGCUGACGGUGCCAGCGGCCUGGUGGCCCGCGGACGGGAAGGGAAAGAGACCCCCUCGAACUAUGAAGCUGGCGUACAGCGCGGCGGAGGCGAGCAGCGGGGAAACCGGCGAGGGUAUUUGCGGCAAAGUGUCGGUUCAGCCGGCCUGGCCUCUGGGCACUGUUACCCUGGUCGGGGCUCGGGCGGGGUAUAGAGAGUCCCGAGCCGGGGACUCGGCUCUGCUACUACCGAGAGCCCCCCUCUACCCGCACUUCCGGUUCCACCUGCCGUUCGUUGUUCGACGAGAUUCUGGCCACACCAUUGGACAUGUUGUUAUAAGAAUGAAGGUGAAGUCGGGUCUGCGGCUGGUGAGCGUGUCCGCGGCGAGCUCGCAGUGGGCGGUUACGGCGGAGGUGAAGCCGCGCGCCGCCACCGUCACCGCCACGCGCCUCGAGCAGCCGCUGCGGGAUGACGAUGGCCUUAACAAAGAUGCAGAGGAAGCCACCGGCGCCGGAGGUCCAGGCUGGGAGGAGAUCCUCACCUGGCUGGUUGAAGUGGGCGCGGAGGGGGAGGGAGACACGGAGGCCUCCGAGGGGGAGUCGGGACGGGGCUCCGCUCGCAUCAGCUGGUCCGCCAAGAUAACGUCAUCAGCCAGCCCAGCGUCCACCACAGAGGAGAUGCCCCAUGAGCACAAGAUCAGCACCAGAUUGGAUAUUGAGAAGGACGAUAUACAAGCCGUGCUACCGAUUUCUAAGAACUGGGAGGUCCUGAACACCGCGGUGCUGACGGGUCGGCAGGUGUCUGCAGCGCUGAAGGUGCUCAUCGUGUCGCAGGCGGGACAGGUGGCUGACGUCACGCUGCAAAGCUCCUGUCACUCCGAGGACGAGAGCGUGCUUAAGGUGUCCUCGUCGUGCAGCUCCGUGUACGUCGACGGCUCCGAGAUCCGCGGCUCGUCGAACGCGUCGGUGAUAGUCAAGUACGGCACGUACACCGGCCUCGCGCGAUUCACCGUGUGGAUGCCCGAGUACCCACUCGAGAUCGACGUCGACGAUAAUCGAUUAUCCCAGAUCAAAGGCUGGAAAGUAUCAGACGAGGCGGGAUCAAAGGAGAGAUUACGGCGGUCGCUGUCGUCGCGCGGCUGGGGGCGGCCGGAGCCACCCAACACCCUGACUGAUCAGCGCUCCUGCCGACUCAGAUACCAGCAGAGCAACGUCGAGGUAUACGCGCGUUUCCUGGCAAAGGACCACGACUCCGGUCGCGUAUCAUACUUCGUGUCACGUCGGACGUGGUUGAAGGUCACGGAGCUGGUUCUCUCUCUCAUGCGGGUGUCCGACCCCCGUAUAGCGUCAUUACGGGAUAGGGUGCUGCAGGGCCGAAGUACUGGCAGGACGGAGGUGCAAGUGUUGUCGCCUAUUACUGGUCGUGUGAUCGGUCUCCGUGAGGUGCGUGUUGUCAACGACAAGGUGUCUAUCUCCCGUCUCCUGGUGCGCGUGAUCUCCGGCCUCCAGCUCAACAUCUCACCGGACACCGCCAUCGAGAACGGCUACGUGUCGGAGACCACUGUUACCAGGCGGCUGACGGCGCAGUACCAGGAGGGUCUAUUGGACAUUGACAUCGAAUUCUCCGACGGCAGCCACACGGCGCUGCGCGAUGUUGCCGUGUCGGACUAUUAUCUACUGGUCGAGAGUUUGGACACGGAGGUCGUCGCUUUCGCGCCCAUGCUGGCUUCCAAACAUCCGAGAGUUAUCGCUGUUGGAGAGGGCAGCGGUGAGCUCCUGCGCGUGACGCUCCUGACUCCGGACCAGUGUCGCUCCGGGCCGCUACGUCGGGUGGCGCUCCCGGGGAAAGGGGACACGAAGACCCCGGCCAAUAUCAAGAAUAUCCCCGGUGCUCUCGCGACGGCCGCCGCCAGCGUCGACGUGGACUUCAGCGGGGGGGAUUCCCCGCAGCGGCCCGAUACCCCGCAGAACGAUGACAUCAUGGCCCGAGGCGGGAUAAGAAGCGGCAUGGCGGAUCUGAGCGAUGUUUUGAAAGGAUUCUCACCGUUUAAAGACGAGAACAACCACGAGCCGACGGUGCAGGCGCAGCAGUACGGGUCCAUCUUCAAGGCCAACUCGGUGCACCCGCGACACCAUCAGAACAACUCCAUGUCGCAGGUCGAAAUUGGAAUGUUCGUGCUGCUUGGAGCAUUCUGCUUCGCGAUUGUGGUAUUCGUAGUAUCGUGCGUGGUAUACGCGUAUAGACUGAAGCCGGCGGAGGGUGGCGGCGGCGUGGUGGCGCCGGGCGCUCGCGCGGCCGAGGGCGGGCGGCUGCAGGCCCUCGGGCUCCGAGACCGCCCUCGCGAUUCCACUACUAAUGCACAUGAUUGGGUGUGGCUGGGUAGAGCAACCAUCGAACGCAAUGGCAACCGCGUGAACCGUAACUCCGCGCCACCGGACAAGAACAGCACCGAAAUGCGUAUAACCUCCAACCCGCUCAACUACAAUUACGUGGAUCCCGACGACGCGAUCAACGACAACGUCAUGGCGACGAGUUUCGACAACCCCAACUCCAUUGAGCUCCCGUCGCAGAGUGAGCGACGGGCGAUCGAUACGACGACGUACUGCAAGAAGCCGGCGCGGCACACCGGAGACGGUCAUUGGCAGUCGGAGGAGUACCGGCCUCCCGUGCCCCCGCACCGACACUCCUCCGCGCCCCCGCAGCCCCCGCGCAACACCAAUAAAAUUUUGCCGGACACUGUCAUGCCACCUACCCGGCGUAGUCAUUCCCGACACAAGAAGCACGACCGCGAUGACGCUACCAAGCGCUCUCCGGAGAAUGGACACCGAUCGGACCGAGUUAUUGAUCUGAAUAAAGAGUACCGCGGGGGGGAGUACGGGCGCGACUACCCCGAGCUCAGCGACUGCUCGCGCCUCUUCGAGUUCGACGCGCCGCUCGUCGCCGACAACAACGAGUUUGACAGCCUCGACCGGGGACGCACCUUCACUAAGCCCGAGAGCCCGGAUUAUAUGCACGACUCGGGGAUUGGAUUGCCAGAGGUACAGAUGAGACAUAAGAACAAGAAUAAGGAAGUAAACAACAAAGGUGAUUUCGUUGAGAUUGCCAACCAAAACAAAGGCGGUACGUCCCCGGAGGUGAAGAGAGCCACGAUCGUGGGUAACCCGAUGUACUCGCGGGGGGAGGGCGCUUCCCCCGCCCCCACCGCCCCCUCCGCCGCGCCCAUCGACCCCCUCGCGCUCGACGACCUGCACAUGGACUACGACCAGAUCAUGCACUACUUCCACAACCUCAAGGAAUCGAACGCCUGAGUAGAGCUGAUCAUUGCAAAGAUCCGGCAGGUAUUGUCUACGUUUAAAUAUCAGCAUAUCACCAAAGCCCCUGCAAUCGACGUAUACAAUGCACCGAACGCGGGCGCGGCCCGAGAGGAUACUACCAUAGACACG
This is a messenger RNA of Aricia agestis (brown argus), 4306 nucleotides long. It is a transcript of the gene dtn, whose product is annotated as transmembrane protein 132E. The coding region runs from base 314 to 4171 and encodes 1285 amino acids. The record is from RefSeq and is a predicted model, not a curated record. The transcript has 21 exons. Lineage: Eukaryota; Metazoa; Arthropoda; Insecta; Lepidoptera; Lycaenidae.